AUGCCGGAAGAUACACGGAAAACGUCUGUAUUGACAACUAUUGCCAAUUAUUUUGGUCUGAAAUCUGAUUCUCUCGCGUCUCUGUCUGAUCAACGCUCAUUAAAUAACUUUCUUGACGAUGCAAAUUGUCCAUUACUCUCAGCAAUACGUGGUCAGAAGAACUCCAUCGAUCUCUCGAAUGAAAUCAGGGUUACCGAAGGAACACAAUCUCUUGUUUUGUUUAAACUUCGUCCAGAUGUGAUCACAUCGGAUAAUGUUCAUACGAACAUAUUCUUAUCUUCAAUGGUUGAUUCACCACUGGAUUCGCUUUAUUAUGCGAUCAAAUCUGUAUUUACUCCCGCAUUACGUGAUAAUACGAAUAAAUCCAAUCCAGCUGUGAAUCAACAAAUCCAAACAUCAUUGAAUGAACUCGAACAAGUUCUCCGAUCAUCAGGAAAAAAAAGCUCGGGUAGUUCCUCUUCAUCCAUGGCAAUCAUAUCUCAUCCAAAAGAUGAAAUUAAUUAUUGGUUUGAUAUUGCAAGAAGUGCAUCGAGUAAAACAAACGAUCUCGAAAGAGCGAAAUCUUUUCUUCAAUUAUUCGAACCCGUGAAAGGAAACUUCGAAAAUUUGGAAAAUUUAACUUUAUUAGAACUCGUUGAUGUUGUGGAGAAAACUCAAGAUGUUUACGAUGAUGUAUGGAGACAAGUUGAAUAUGAUGAUUAUCCAGAGCAACGUAUGAACCAUUUAUUGAGUAUAACAUCGAAUGUGUUUGUUCAAUGUGUGCAAAAACAAUUAUCGGGUCUCGAAUUAUGGUCCGAGUCUGACCAAUCAAUAAAAACACGUGAAUAUCUACGUAAUGGUGUGAAUGUUUGUGAACGCUGGUCCUUCGCUGUUGAGCGAUUAACUGGUUUCUAUUGGAAAAAUUAUCCUCCACAUCCAUGGAAAGGUGAAACAUUCAAAGCGACAUAUUUAGUUCAAUUUCGAAAACGGCUAAGUGAAAUUCUGACAAUUCGCUCAUCGUAUGAUCAAUCUUCGCAAAUUCAUUCAUCGAUGAACCCAUCUAAUGUUGUGUUCGCACCAUUUUUCAAUCUUAAUCCAAUACAAUUCAGUCCAUACACAGAUCCACAAUGGAAUUCUGCUGUAGAUCAAUUCGAAAACCUUAUGGCCAACACAGAUCGCGAAGUUGCUCGACAAUUACGCAGUCGGUUUCAUAAAACACAGUCGAAUCCGCACCAAAUAUUAGCGGAACUGAAACGUUACGUUGAUCUAAUGCAACGUGAUGUCAUUCGAAAAGAAUUAGCAACGGAAAGAGAAGCUGUUCUGGGACAAAUGGAAAACGACUUAAAAACUUUGACAGAUGAUUUUCAUCGUUUAGAUAGUGGAGGGAAAAAGUCGAGUUCGAAAGGAUCUACUCGAACACCAAUCGCUGCAUCAUUAGAUGCAAGUCGACACAUUGAAGCAAAGGUGAAUAACAUGAUUAACGAUGGAGAUAAAUUAUUAAGCGAUUUGCCAAGUUAUUCACGUAUGGUAUCAAUGGCGAAACAAUUGAAGCAAGAUAUUGGCAAUUGGAGAAAAGAUAAAUUCAAAGAAUGGUGUCAAGAUACUACACGAGCAAUUGAUGAUCCAUCGCAAACAUUAAGUCUUGAAACAACUGGUCGUUUAAUGGAAAUUGAUUCACAGGACGGAAAAUUGCGGGUACUCUAUGGUGAUCGACUGAUGACUUUACUCAAUGAAAUACGACAAUUAUCAUCACUUGGCUAUGAUGUUCCAUCGAAAAUUGUAAAAUGGAUCGAAGUCGGGAAGAAAUUUCAUCAGUAUGGUGUUGAACUCCAAGCUGUCGCACAUUUCUACAAUACAAUCGACUCGGAAAUGAUCCCAAGUCAACAACCAAUGAUGCUCGAUUUAGCGAAGAAUUUUGAACGUCUUGUUCGAGACCCAAAACUGUCCAAGUCUGGAAGUGGUGAUUCAAGUGUGAGAUUAACUUGGGAGAAUCCUGAACAACUAUCUCGGUACCUCACGACGCUUCGUGCUGCAGCGGAGAAAUUGAAAACUGAAAAUUUAAAAUUACGUCGUUAUCAUUCGACAAUUCAACAAAUCGUUUGUUCGUUGAUGAACACUGAUCUUUUACGCGAACGACAGAAAUGGGAAGAGCAAACGAAGGAAAUUCGAAAAAUCAUGGAUGAUCUGGUUAAUGAAGGUUACGCACCCGAAAAUAUGAAAUCGUGGCGAGCCUUUUGGGAUAGGCAGUUGUACAAAGCACUUGAUCUUCAAUAUUUCAUUGGUUUAAAAGCUUUAAAUGAAAAUCUACCGGAAAUCAAACUUGAUCUGAUCCUCGGUGACAGUUCACCUCAAUACAAACUAUCCGAAUCGAGAGACACGGAGUCGAAUAUGGGAGAGAUCAAAAGAACAUUUUACCGUGAAAUGAAACGAUUUUUAACAUUUCCAUUGAGUUACAAAGGUUGUCGAGAUUCGUCUUCGGCGUCAAAGAAAAAAUUAGUCUAUGAAACCAUUGUGCUAAGACACACAGAAGAUAUUACUGCAUGUUAUCAAGCUUCACACGAACUAUUCCGACGAUUAGAACGUGGACUUGAACAAUUUCAAGAAUGGACAGUCUUAGGACAAGUUGAUAUCGAAGAACUUGUUGAAAAAUACCUUUUAGAUGUCAGUGAUUGGGAGAAAAACUUUCGAAUUUUAAAAAUUCGCGGUCAAGAAGUUGACAAACUUCCCAAUGAAAUGCGUUACGAUUGUUUUCUUGUGAACACAACUCCUCUAAAACUCACAAUUGAAAACCAAAUUCGACGCUUGAAUGAUUCAAUGUUAACACAUUUAAAACGAUCGAUCACACGCGAUGCAGGAAGCAUCGAAUCAUUCGUUAAUGAAGGUUUAGAAGCUCUCAAAGAUCGUCCGCGCACUCACGAAGAGCUCGGUUCAUCGUACAAGAAAUACGAUGAAUUAAAAGUUCGACGUCAAGAGAUCUUUCCCUUAUACGAACGCAUCGAAUCAAAAAAUAAAUUAUUACGUUCAGUUGCUGGCGGAGGUCACGAACAAUUGAUUCCAUUACAAUUGAAAUUAGACAAGUUCGAGGGUAUGAUGGAUUCUCAUAUUCAGAUGAUUGGCGAACAAAAAGAUGUGUUGAAACGAAAUUUAAAAUCUCGUUAUGAGACAUUUUUGAAUGAAAGUGAGAAAUUGAAAUCCAAAUGGAAACAGAUUCGACCUCGCGAUCAAGAUAUGGAAGACGAGAAGAAAUGUCGAGAAUCGCUGAAAAUUGUUCGCGAGAGAGAAAAGGAAAUUCUGGACAUGGUCAAACAAAAGGAGAAAAUGAUUGAGGAAUUUCGCAAUUUCGGCAUGAAUGAACCCGUAUUUCAAGAUUUAGAUGACGUUUACAACGACAUUACUCGUAUUAAAAACGUUUGGGGUAUAUACGAAGAAUUUCAAGAAGAUUUAGAAGUCUUAGGAAAAGAAGAUUGGGUGACUUUUCGAAGUAAAACAUAUCAGUUCGAUGAAUUUCUUUCGCAUUGGCAAGAAAAACUAAAACAAUUAGCAGCAAAUGAAUCUUCAAAAUCAUCGAAAAAACAUUCGCCAAGUAGUAUGAAUGAACGUAUUCAACAAGAUAUCGAAAGUUAUCGUCUACUUGCACCUUUAUUCAAAUGGGUACGAGGCGAAACUCUUUCACCUGAUCAUUGGUUAGAAUUAUUUCGAAUAUUGAAAUUACCACGUGGAACUACCUUGGAAAAAUUGACAUUUGGAGAUAUUAUUCGAGCGAAAGAUGAAAUUAUGAACAAUUCCGGUCAAUUGAAGGAUUUAAAUGCACGUGCACAAGCUGAGCAUACGAUUCGAGAAGCUUUGUAUGAAUUGGAAAACUGGGGCGCUGGUGCGCAAUUUGUUUUGACUGACUAUGUUGAUACAAAACAACAGAAAAUACAAAUUAUCAAAGAUUGGAAAGAUUUAUUCACACAGAUUGGCGAUAAUCAAAGUCUUUUGUCUUCAUUGAAAGAUUCGCCGUACUAUAAAAAUUUCGAGGGUCAAGCACAAAUUUGGGAGCAAAGACUUGGCAUUCUUGAUGAAUGUCUUCAUCUUCUCAACCAAAUUCAACGAAAAUUUGUUUAUCUCGAGCCAAUUUUCGGUAGAGGUGCCUUACCAAAGGAACAAGGUCGAUUUCGUGGUGUUGACAAAGAAUUUCGUGAAAUUAUGUCUGAAAUUGCUUCGAAUCCUCGACUGGUCAUCUUUGCACAACGAAAAGAUCUAACAAAUAUGUUAAAAUCUAUGCUUGAUCAACUCGGUCGUUGUCAAAAAGCUCUGAAUGAACUGCUCGAAGAGAAACGUUCGAUCUUUCCUCGUUUUUACUUCAUCGGCGAUGAUGAUCUAUUAGAAAUCCUUGGUCAAUCCACCAAUCCAACAGUUAUUCAAACACAUUUGAAAAAACUAUUCGCUGGCAUUCACACAGUUCAAUUCGAUGGCUCCAAUCAAAACAUUCUCGCCAUGCGUUCAUUAGAUGGUGAACUUGUUCCAUUAACAAAGAAGAUUCAGGUUACAACAUCGGUUGAAGAAUGGCUAAAGGAAUUGUCGAAAGAGAUGGUGAAUACAUUACAACAGUUGAUAGUUAGCGCUCUACAAGACUCACGAAAACAAUUGGGACAAACUCCUGUUGAAAAAUAUCCUUCACAAAUAUCAUGUCUAGCUGAAUCAAUUACAUUCACUGAACGUUGUGAGGAAGCGAUCAAAAGCGGCCAUUUAGAUAAAUUUCAUGCGCAGAUUCAACAAGUCUUAGAGAAGUACACGAACGUCGAAGUGAACACCGACACAAUCGAAGGUGUUGUGACAGAUUUGAAAUACAAAGCAUUAAUUAUGGAUACAGUUCAUAACAUGGACGUUGUUCAACAGCUUCGCGACGGAAGAAUUCGCAAUAUCUACGAUUGGCUAUGGCAAAAACAACUAAGAUUCUAUUUAGAAAAUAACAAAGCCGUUAUUAAAAUGGUUGAUGCACAGUUCAAUUACACAUAUGAGUAUCAAGGCAAUGCACAAAAACUUGUUCAUACGCCGUUGACUGAUAAGUGUUAUUUGACGUUAACUCAAGGAAUGCAUAUGGGAUUUGGCGGAAAUCCGUAUGGACCAGCUGGAACAGGAAAAACUGAAUCGGUGAAAGCGCUGGGAUCAACAUUUGGUCGUCAAGUGUUGGUUUUCAAUUGUGAUGAGGGUAUUGAUGUAAAAUCGAUCGGUCGAAUAUUUAUUGGUAUUUGUAAAUCUGAUGCUUGGGGUUGUUUCGAUGAAUUCAAUCGUUUGGACGAAGCUGUUCUAUCAGCUGUAUCAAUGCAAAUUCAAGUUAUUCAAGAUGCACUUAAAAGUGGCGCACCGACAUUGACAUUACUCGAUCGAAAAAUUGAAAUCAACCCAAAUUCAGGCAUUUUCGUCACAUUGAAUCCAGCAGGUAAAGGCUAUGGUGGCCGAUCAAAACUACCCGAUAAUUUAAAGCAACUAUUUCGACCUGUGGCCAUGUCCAAACCAAAUAACGAACUUAUUGCUGAAGUUCUUCUCUAUUCCGAUGGAUUUAAGCAUGCCAAUGUAUUAGCCAGAAAGUUAGUUGCAUUAUUUAAUUUAAGUAAAGAACUUUUAACCACACAACAACAUUACGAUUGGGGUUUACGAGCGCUGAAAACUGUUUUGAAAGGCUGUGGAACAUUACUGCGAAAUGCUAGAGCAAAUAAACUUGAAAUUUCAUCGAAUUACGAAGCACAACUAGUUGUGCAAGCAGCUCGAAUCAACACUUUAUCGAAACUAACGUUUGGUGAUUCGAAACGGUUCGAUGGACUGUUACGAGAUAUAUUUCCUGGUGUUGAUCUACGUGAUAUUGAAUAUGAAAACCUUCGACAAGCUCUACAUGAAGUUUAUAAAGAACAUCAUCUGUUAGUCAGUGAUACUCAGAUUCGUAAAGCAUUGGAACUGUAUGAACAACUUCGUCAGCGUAUGGGUGUUGUUAUAGUUGGCCCAUCUGGUUCGGGGAAGUCAAUCCUAUGGAAAAUGCUUCAGCAUGCCAUGCAGAAAACGGAUCAAGUCGUACGAACGUAUGUGAUGAAUCCGAAAUCAAUGCCAAGAAUUCAAUUACUUGGACAUAUUGAUAUGGAUACGCGAGAAUGGUCGGAUGGAGUUUUAACAGCAGCGUCGCGGGCUGUUGUCAAAGAACCACUUGAGAUUCAGUCAUGGAUUGUUUGCGAUGGUGAUGUGGAUCCAGAAUGGGUUGAAUCGUUGAAUUCCGUGCUUGAUGAUAAUCGUCUGUUAACCAUGCCAUCUGGUGAACGUAUUCAAUUUGGACCUAAUGUGAAUUUUCUCUUUGAAACACACGAUUUAAGUUGUGCAUCUCCUGCAACUAUUUCUCGAAUGGGAAUGAUCUUUCUCAGUGAUGAAGAUACCGAUAUCAAAGCUGUUGUGAAAUCAUGGCUAGCAAAAGAACCGAGUGAAACUCGCUCGAAAACGGAACAAUUUAUCAAGCAGUAUUUCUUCGAUGCUUUUAAUUGGGUUGUCGAACAAGGUGAAUCAGUUGUUGAAACAACAUUAGUUGGAACAGUUUUGAAUGGUUUAUCACAUUUACAUGGUGUUCAAGACAAAGCACAGUUUACUUUGGGUUUAAUUCGUGGUUUAGGUGGAAAUUUGAAUGAAAGAACAAAGUCCGAUUUUGCUCGUGAAGUUUUUAACAUAACGGGUGAACAUCCACCCGAUUCCAACGAUCUAUUAUCAGUAAAAUAUGAUGAACGAUCGAAAAGUUUAGGAACAUAUCAUAACGACGAGAAAACGGAACUGAAUAUCGACAACUUCAACAAUGAAUAUGAUCUACCUGUUGUUCGAACAGCUGAUAUACAACGUCAUCUUGAUUCCUUCCUUCCGUGGCUUCAUAAUAAACAUCGAAAGCCUUUUCUUGUCGUUGGACCUGAUGGUUGUGGCAAAGGAACAUUACUCCGCUACUGUUUUCGUCAGUUACGCUCUACUCAAGUAGCAAUUCUACAUUGUAGCGCUCAAACAUCACCUAUUCAUGUAAUCCAAAAGUUGAAUCAAUCUUGCAUCCAAGUUUCGUCAACCAACGGUCGAACAUAUCGUCCAAAAGAUUGUGAAAAUCUGAUUUUAUAUGUCAAAGACAUCAAUCUUCCUAAAGUUGAUAAAUGGGGUACAAGUCAAUUGAUCGAAUUCUUUCAACAGAUUUUAACUUACAAUGGUUUCUACGAUGAAAAUCUUGAAUUUGUUAAUCUGGAAAACAUUCAAAUCGUCGGAAGUAUGAACCCAACGAACACACUUGGAAGACAUAAACUGUCCACACGCUUCACAUCGAUUGUUCGAAUCUGUUCAAUAAAUUAUCCCGAUGAAGAACAGUUGCAAAUCAUUUAUUCGAAUUAUUUACGAACGAUAUUUCAACACCAACUACCAAAUCAUCGAAUGUGGUCAUCCACUGGAAAAAUUCAACAAUUGGCCUUGUCAAUGAUUCAUUUGUAUAACGAAUUAAGAUCACGAUUUAGUCAAGAUGUUCACAGCCAUUAUUUGUUUACACCGAGAGAUUUAACGCGUUGGUGUUUAAGUUUAUUACGAUAUGAUCUAUCGUCGACGAAGAACGAUGCAACAGCGGAGAAUCUCUUGGAAAUCUGGGUGUAUGAAGCAUGUCGAUUAUUCAAAGAUCGAUUAGUUGGAAACGACGCACAAGAGAAAUUCGAUGAAAUUGUUGAUAAAAUUUUGAAAAAAGAUUGGUCAUCAAAUGCAAUCGCGUCGCUAAAAGAUGCGUUUUUUGCCUCUUGGCCAAACAAUAAUGGUAGGCGAACUCUCCCGCCUGCCGGUCGACUUUUGUCGCGUUUAUCAACGAAAGAAUUGAAACCAUUCGUCGAACGCGGUAUCGCACGUUACCGUGCUGAAUAUCGUGACACCGACGUCUUCCUAUUUCGUGAAAUUGCCGAUACGAUUGUUCGAUGUGAUCGCGUAUUGACAGCACCAGGUGGCUCGCUGCUAUUAGCCGGACGAAGUGGUGUAGGUCGUCACACAGCUAUCGGUGUAGUUGCAUCGAUGAAUAAUAUGAAACUAUUUUCACCAAAAGUUAGUCGAACCUAUGGAAUUAAGCAAUUCAAGAAUGACUUGAAAACGAUUCUGCAAAGUGCAGGUGUCGAAGGUGAACAAUGCAUUUUACUAAUUGAAGAUUAUCAAUUCAUUGAAUCCACAUUCGUCGAAUUGAUAAAUAGUCUACUAUCAGCUGGUGAAAUUCCGGGCUUAUACGCCCCCGAUGAGUUAGAAUCGAUUUUAUCUCCUUUACGUGAGGAAUCAUCUCAAGAAGGUUUUCGUGGUACAAUGGUUCAAUACUUCGCUCAAAGAGUGAAAACAAAUCUACAUGUCGUCUUGAUUAUGGAUUUCACGAGACCGACUUUUACUGUUGCUUGUCAAAGUAAUCCAGGUUUUUUUAAAGAAUGUGCUGUUCAGUGGUUGGAAGGUUGGUCAGAGAGAUCGAUGCUACGAAUUCCAUCGAUGGUCUUCGCCAAAGAACGUCCAGAUGAAAGUCUAAAAGGAGGAUUCACAGAAAAAAUCGAAUUAGAUGACGAAUUAUCCAAAGCAUUCUAUCUUAUUCAUAAAACAGUGGACAAAAAGUAUUUCACACCGAAACGAUUCUUAGUUCUAUUAGAAACCUAUCGACAAGUUUAUUUAACCAAACAACAUGCUGUUAGCAAACGACAACAACAUUUAAAAUCCGGCGUUUCGAAAUUAAGUGAAGCGAGAAAAGUUGUAGAUGAUCUGAAACGUAGUGCAGAAGUUAAGCAAAAAGAACUUGGAGUGAAGCAACAUGAAGCUGAUGAAGCGUUGAAACAAAUUACGAAGAGCAUGGCGGAUGCGGGUUCACAAAAAACUGAAAUGGAACAUUUAGCUGUGAAAGUCAGCGAAGAAACUGUUUUUAUCGAACAGCAAAAACGUGAGAUUGAUAAUGAAUUAGCCGAAACUCAGCCAUUGGUCGAUCAAGCGAAACAAGCAGUUGGUAGUCUACGUGCGGAAACUUUAGUGGAAAUUCGGUCACUUCGUGCACCACCUGAUGUCAUCAAAGAUAUCCUUGAAGGAGUUUUGAAAUUAAUGGGUGUACUCGAUACAUCGUGGACUUCGAUGAAAGCAUUUUUGGGUAAACGAGGUGUGAAAGAGGAUAUCAUGAAUUUUGAUCCUCGAAAUGUAACUGGGGAGAAUCGAGAAUCGGUGGAACAGCUAUUGAGAAAAAAGGCCGAUUCGUUUUCGCAAGAAACUGCGGCAAAAGCAUCGCAAGUCGCAGGCCCAUUGGCAGCAUGGGUGGUGGCGAAUGUGAAGUACUCGAGAGUCUUGGAACGUAUUCGCCCAUUAGAAGAAAAACAGAACAAAUUGAAGAAGAGUCUGGAAAAUUCGACAAGAAAAAUGGAUGAAUUAAGUUUCGAACUGAAACAAGUCGAUGCCAAAGUAGAAAAAUAUCGAACAACUUUCGAAAAAACAACCAAUGAAGCUCAACGAUUGAAAGUUGAUUUAGAAAAGGCAAAAGAAACCAUUGAAGCUGCUCAAAAUCUCGUUGGUAAACUUGAAGGAGAAUUCUAUCGCUGGUCCGCACAAGUCAACGAUCUAAAUGAACAACUAAAACACCUUCCGAAACUUUCACUAUUAUCAGCUGGCUUUAUUACAUAUUUGGCAAGUCAAUCUGAAGAUAAACGUGUUGAUUACAUGGAUAAAUGGAAAGAGAUUGUGAAGGUCGAUGAUAAAUUCGAUGUAAGAAAAUUUUUAUCAACUGAAAGUGAACAAUUAGUAUGGAAAAGUCAAGGUUUACCAUCGGAUGACUUAUCCAUGGAAAACGCUAUUGUUAUUCUUCGUUCUCAAUUAUGUCCGUUUCUUGUUGAUCCGUCAUCACGUGCGACAGAUUGGUUGAAAACACAUUUGAAAGAUAAAAAAGUCGAAGUGACCAAUCAACAGGAUAAUAAUUUCACAACUCAAUUAGAAUUGGCGGUACGAUUUGGAAAAACAUUGAUUGUGCAAGAAGUCGAUGGGGUCGAGCCGGUGCUUUAUCCAGUUUUAAGAAAAGAUUUAGCUUCACAAGGGCCAAGACACGUUGUACAGAUUGGAGAGAAGACGAUUGAUUAUAAUCCUGAUUUUCGAAUAUAUCUAACAACACGAAAUCCAACACCGGAAUUGUUACCUGAUAUGGAAGCAAUUAUUAAUGAAGUCAAUUUUACAACAACACGAGCUGGAUUAACUGGACAGUUAUUGGCCAUAGCCAUUCAACACGAAAAACCUGAAUUAGAAAUUCGUAAAACUGAAUUGCUUCGUAAGGAAGAAGAACUCAAGAUCGAAUUAGCAAAAUUAGAAGAUCAAUUACUCGAAGGUCUCGCCAAUGCAACUGGUAAUAUUCUUGAAAACAAAGAAUUAUUAGAAUCAUUAAACAAAGCAAAAGAAAAAUCAGCAACAAUAACCAGUUCUCUGGAAGAAUCAGUCACGCUUAGCGAAGAUCUUGACAAAGAACGUAACGAUUAUUUACCACUUGCUAAUCAUGGUAGCAAACUGUUUUUUGUCAUUUCUGAUCUAUCGAAAGUAAACAAUAUGUAUCAAUUCAGUUUAUCUGCAUUCCUACGUCUUUUUCAACGCAAUCUACAGCGAACUGAGAAAAGCGCCGAUGAGGGUCGAACAUUGGUUUUAGGAAAGAAUCAACUUCGUGCAGCGUACGCUUACAUUACUCGGUCGUUGUUUAAAGCUGAUCGUUUGAUGUUUGCAAUGCAUUUAGCACACGGAAUGUUUCCGAAAAAGAUUCCAGAAAAUGAAUGGGAACAUUUUAUUGGUAUAUCAGUCGCCGAUGUGAAAGAAAGUCGAUCGAUACCUUCAUGGGUUAAUGAAGAUCGUGCAUUUGAUGUUUCUGCAUUUAAAACAAACUUUUCUGAACUUUAUUCGAAUCUUCGAUUUGACGAUUCGUCAUGGUCGAAGUGGAAUUCAAUGAAUGAAUGCGAAUCAAGUUUUCCACAAGAUAAACGAAUGACAGCAUUUCAACAGUUAUUAGUUAUUCAAGCAUUUCGACCUGAUCGUUUAGAAAGUGCGAUGAGACAAUUUGCGCGUGGCUUAUUAGAUAUUCCUGAUGUCUCACCAGAAACAUUGAAUUUGAAAAAACUUUAUACGGAAGAAACCAUUGCAACUGAACCGAUUUUGAUCAUUAUCUCACCAGGUGCUGAUCCAUCAGCUGAGCUACGAGAUUUAGCAACAGAAAUUACCGGCAAAGAUCGAUAUUCUGAAAUUGCUAUGGGUCAAGGUCAAAUGCAAAUCGCUCUUGAUUUUCUCAAGAAAUGCUCUGCUCAAGGCACAUGGCUAUGUUUAAAAAAUCUUCAUUUAGUUACACCGUGGUUAACAACACUUGAAAAAGAAUUGAAUGCAUUGAAACCACACAAAGAUUUUCGUUUAUGGUUGACAUCAGAAAUUCAUCCAAAAUUUCCAACGAUACUCUUGCAAUCAAGUACCAAAAUUACAUACGAAGCACCACCGGGUUUAAAGAAAAAUCUUUUAAGAACAUUUGAGAAUUGGACACAAGAAGAAUUUGGAAGAGGAGGCGUGACACGUUCCCAAACACUUUUCGUUCUUGCUUGGUUUCAUGCCAUUGUACAAGAACGAAGAAAAUAUAUACCACAAGGUUGGACGAAAUUCUAUGAAUUUUCUCAAGCUGAUCUACGAGCCGGAUACGAAAUUAUUCAUCGAGUAUGUGAACGAGCUGCAAAACAAUCGGGUGGUGAAAUUCAAUGGGAUUAUAUUCAUGGCCUAUUUGAUCAAGCUGUUUACGGUGGUCGUGUUGAUAAUCCAAUUGAUACUGAUGUUUUACGAUCAUAUCUAAUGCAAGAUUUUAAUUCAUCGAUUAUCGGCGGAUCGAAAGGUUCGAAGUAUAAAUUAGCAUCAAAUAUUCAAUUGCCAAAUUCCGCUGAUUUAAAUGAAUACAAAAAACUGUGUGAAAAUUUGAAUGAUGAUCAAGAUGCACCAAGUUUAUUUGGGUUGCCAGCAAAUAUUGAACGAUCAGCACAGCAGAUGAACAGUGCUCAAAUUAUAAAUUCUCUAAAAAUUCUUCAACGUACUGAUGUAGAAAUUCAAAAGUUCGACAAAGAAAAAUGGAGUGCAUUGUUAUCACCAUUACUCAACUUAUGGAAGAAAUUAAAUCAAGAAAGUGAUGUACUCAAAUUAAGAGUUCAACCACCAACUGAAGAUGGAUCAUUAUCACCAAUUCAAUCAUUUUUGCAAUUAGAACGAUAUAACGGUAUUCAUUUAGUUCAGACAAUUCAUGAAAAUUUAGCAGCGUUAUCAAAAGUUAUCCGAGGAAUUAAUUUGAUUACUAAUGAAAUUCAAGAUUAUGCUAAAGAUCUACUUCAAAAUGAGACGCCUCAGACAUGGCAAAAUCGUUGGGAAGGUCCAACAGAUCCGACACAAUAUUUACGUGCUAUUGUAUCAAAGGCCAAAGCUAUUCAGCAACUAACUUCAUCAGGAAAAGAUCGAGACAUUUUUUCACAAACAAUAAAUCUUUCCGAUCUGUUUCAUCCCGAUACAUUUCUCAAUGCAUUGAGACAGCAGACAGCAAGAGAAACGAGACAACCUAUGGAUGCAUUAGUUUUGAAUACAUCCUGGUCUGGAGAAGUCAAACAAGGAAAAAAUGUCUCAGUCAAAAUCAGUGGAUUGCAACUAGAAGGAUGUUCAUUUGACGGCGGACGAAUUAGUGAAAAUGCACCAAAUUCACCAAGUAUUUCAGCCGUUCCACCUUGUUAUAUUGCUUGGGUAUCACAAGAUAACGCGCAACAAGAAUCCAAUGAAAUCAUUUCUCUACCAGUUUACUUUAGUUCUACUCGUGAUCGAAUUAUUACACGUUUAAAUGUUCCAUGUGGAAAUGAAAAAGAUAAGUGGCUUCAAUCUGGCGCCGCUCUUUUUCUCAAAAAUUUUUAA
Messenger RNA from Adineta ricciae, 12897 nucleotides. The record is from the annotation of a GenBank genome assembly. Lineage: Eukaryota; Metazoa; Rotifera; Eurotatoria; Adinetida; Adinetidae.